Molecule: messenger RNA, 5076 nt
Organism: Ailuropoda melanoleuca (giant panda)
Lineage: Eukaryota; Metazoa; Chordata; Mammalia; Carnivora; Ursidae
Gene: HNF1A
Product: HNF1 homeobox A
Exons: 9
Coding region: 3084-5066 (660 amino acids)
Biological process (GO): liver development; positive regulation of DNA-templated transcription; insulin secretion
Cellular component (GO): nucleus
Molecular function (GO): RNA polymerase II cis-regulatory region sequence-specific DNA binding; DNA-binding transcription factor activity, RNA polymerase II-specific
Source: RefSeq, a predicted model, not a curated record
UGUCAGCAGCACCCUGAGCAAGUCAUCUAAACCCUCAGAGCCUGUUUCCUCCCCUCUGCAGAUGGGAAUAGCAGUACCUACUAGGUGGCGUUGUUCUGAGAAUUUAAUACAUGACUAAAGCUUAUACUUAGUGCACGGCAAGUACACAGGGUCUGUUUGCACUGACAUUUAGCUAUUCAUUGUCAACAAAUAAUUACUGAGUACCUACUCUGUAUGUACGAGGCAAUAUUCUAACCACUGGGAAUACAGCAAUGAACGAGACGCGUGAAAAAGCCCUGCCCUCAAGGGGCUUACAUUGUAGCAGAGGGAGACAGACCAUAAAUAACAAACCUAGAGCAUAAGUCAAUUACAGAGCAGCCGCUGUCCACAGAAAUAGAAAAAUACAAGGACUACAUAUGUAAUUUACAAUUUUCCAGCAGUACUGUUACAAAAAUAAAAAAAAAAACGGGGGGAUUAACUUUUCUAAUUUUUAAUUUAGAAAAUUUUAAAUUCUGUUUUAAAAACACGCUAACUCUCUUGCAAUACAUCCAAGAUAUUAUCUUUUCAACCAGAGGCAUUAGCCACAUUUCAAGCACUGAACAGCCACAUGUUGCGGACUGUGUUAGAAGGUGAAGGGAAGGGGCCCCUGGGUGGCUCAGUCCGUUGAGCAACUGACUCUUGGUUUUGGCUCAGGUCAUGAUCUUGGGGUCCUGGGAUCCAGCCCCAUGUGGGGCUCUGCGCUCAGCAGGGAGUUGGCUUGAGAUUCUCUCCCUCUGCCCCCACCCCUAAAAUAAAUAAUCUUUAAAAAAAAAAAAGGUUAGUGGAACAAUAAAGACAUAAUACAGGGAAAGGGGGACAGGAGCCCCAGGUAAGGGGGGAGGACAACAGACAGGGAGAGUGAAUUUGGGCUGACAGAGAGCUUAGUUACCACAGUGAACCAGCUCCCCUUGCUCUGUGCUGGGCUGACCCAGCGGGGAGGGUUUUCUGGCCAAGGGCAUGUUUUCAUCUCUUCUGCUGCCGAGCUUGACCUGAGUUCUGCAGAGCCCUGAGAUGCAGGCCUUCUGGAAAUGCCACAGCCUGGGGGGAAGCCCCUCACCACCACCCUGCUCACUCCAGGACAGGGUGCUGCGCAUUCCUUCUCCUGGGAGCUGAGGGCCACCCCAGGGGACACACUGCAGGAAUUUUGUCAAGGAUCUGACUGUAACAGGGAAAGGGUGGGGGUGGUGGUGGUGUGUGUGUGUGUGUGUGUGUGUGUGUGUGUGUGUGUGUGGGGCCACCCCAGGGGACACACUGAAGGAGUUUUGUCAAGGAUCUGACUGUAACAGGGAAAGGCUGGUGGUGUGUGUGUGUGUGUGUGUGUGUGUGUGUGUGUGUGUGUGUGUCUGGCGGUGGGGGGUGUGUGAGGGAGGAGUUCUUGCCCAGGGCUGGGAUUAGGGGGAGGCAAGUGAGGGUUGCAGCCUGUCUUUAUUUAAAAUUGUCGUAUUUUAGGGGCGCCUGGCUGACUCAGUCGGUGGAGCAUGGGACUCUGGAUCUCAGGGAGUCGGCAGUUCAAGCCCCGUGUCAGACAUAGAGCUUACUUAAAAAAGUAAAUAAAAUAAAAUUGUAGUUUUUUCUUCCUCACAGCUAUUUUUGCCUGGACUUAAAAAACAUAUUACAUUGAGUAUUAUAUCAUAAAAUUCACCCUUUCUGAAGUGCUCAAUUCAGCAGUUUUUAGUAUUUUCAGAGUUGUGUGACAUCACCUAACCAAUUUUAGAACAUUUUCAUCAUCCUGGAAGAAAUCCCUAGACCCAUUAAGUAGUCCCCCCCCCUCCCGCAACGCUCCAGCCCUACCCCCACCCACUCAUCUACUUUCUGUCUGUAUGGAUCUGCCUCUUCUGGACAUUUCCUAGAAAUGGAAUUAUGUGUGGCCUUUUGCGACUGGUUUCCUUCACUUCGCACAAUACCUUCAAGGGUCACUUACGCUGUAGCAAGCGUCUGCAUUUCCUUCCUUUUUAGGGCCGAAUAACAUACCACUGCAUGGAUAUACCACUUUUUACUUGUCCCUUUGUCCAUCGAUGGAUAUUUACGUUUUCUCCCCUUUUUGGUUAUUGUGAAUAAUGCUAUUUACAUUCACAUGCAAGCUUUUGUGUGGACAUGUUUUCAAUUCCUUUAGGGUUUGCAUUAAUUUGGGUUUUUAAUAUAUUGUAUAAAAGUAUAGUUUUUCUCGAUUACUGAGUUUUUUGAUGCCCCCUUAAAAUUUAUAUGCGAGUUAAGUGCCUGCUUGGCCUCACCUUGUUCCCAUCUUACAAGUGUGGUCCCUUGCUACCUGUGUGGCUUUGGGCAAGUUGUUUCACCUCUCAGAGCCUUUGGUUUUCUGGUCUGUAAAAUGGGGAUAAUCCCUGUACCUACCCCCAGCUCUUAGGUGGAAACAAUGAGGCAAUGCCACAUUUUACAGACCAGCACACAGCAGACUUAAGUCAAGGCUUCUUUCCUACGGGGAGGCCUGGUGUUGGGUCACACACCCAACAUGGAUGUGACCUAGCCCCGACCUUGGGGACAGCUGGCCCACCUGCCUAGAACCCCUUCCUGCUUCAGUUCCCAAGGGAAACCUGCUCUUUUCGCUCUCCUGUCUCAGCCUGAGCCCCCUACAAAGUCGUCAGGGGUGGGACCCAAAGCUGUUCACCAAAAGCCCUCCAUGGCCCCCCAGCCUCUUCCAUUCUGGCUGCCCUCCACCCCCUGCCUCCCCCACCCUCCCCUCUGCCCAUUCCCAUUGAAGGCCUCGGCUCCCCAGUCCCUGUGCGCUGCCAUGAGGCCUGCACUUUGCAGGGCUAAGUCCAAAGUUCAGUCCCUUCGCUAAGCACACGGAUAAAUAUGAACCUUGGAGAAUUUCCCCAGCUCCAAUGUAAACAGAGCGGGCAGGGGCCCUGAUUCACUGGCCGCUGGGGCCAGGGUUGGGGGUUGGGGGUGCCCACAGGGCUCGGUUCGUGGGGUUUGGGGGGGCAAUAGGUGCAAGGAGCCUGGUUUGUGGCUGCCUGCUGGUCGGCCAGCAAGCAGACAGCCCGCUCGGUGGGGGGAGGUGGCCAGUUUGGUGGCCCCAAGCCUCGUGGCCCAGUGGUAGUGGAGCCAUGGUUUCUAAACUGAGCCAGCUGCAGACGGAGCUCCUGGCGGCCCUGCUCGAGUCCGGCCUGAGCAAAGAGGCACUGAUCCAGGCACUGGGUGAGCCGGGGCCCUACCUGCUGGCUGGAGAUGGCCCCCUGGACAAGGGGGAGUCCUGCGGCAGCGGUCGGGGGGAGCUGGCCGAGCUGCCCAAUGGGCUGGGGGAGGCGAGGGGCUCCGAGGACGAGACGGACGACGAUGGGGAAGACUUCACACCGCCCAUCCUCAAAGAGCUGGAGAACCUCAGCCCCGAGGAGGCGGCCCACCAGAAAGCCGUGGUGGAGACCUUGCUGCAGGAGGACCCAUGGCGCGUGGCCAAGAUGGUCAAGUCCUACCUGCAGCAGCACAACAUCCCGCAGAGGGAGGUGGUCGACACCACUGGCCUCAACCAGUCGCACCUGUCCCAGCACCUCAACAAGGGCACCCCUAUGAAGACGCAGAAGCGAGCCGCCCUGUACACCUGGUACGUCCGCAAGCAGCGAGAGGUGGCCCAGCAGUUCACCCACGCAGGGCAGGGUGGGCUGAUUGAAGAGCCCACAAGUGAUGAGCUGCCAACCAAGAAGGGGCGGAGGAACCGUUUCAAGUGGGGCCCAGCCUCUCAGCAGAUCCUGUUCCAGGCCUACGAGAGACAGAAGAACCCCAGCAAGGAGGAGCGAGAGGCAUUGGUGGAGGAGUGCAAUCGGGCGGAGUGCAUCCAGAGGGGGGUGUCACCGUCACAGGCACAGGGGCUGGGCUCCAACCUCGUCACGGAGGUGCGUGUCUACAACUGGUUUGCCAAUCGGCGCAAGGAAGAAGCUUUUCGUCACAAGCUGGCCAUGGACACAUACAGUGGGCCGCCACCAGGGCCAGGCCCGGGCCCCACACUGCCUGCCCACAGCUCCCCGGGCUUGCCCCCACCCGCCCUCUCCCCCAGUAAGGUCCAUGGUGUGCGCUACGGACAGCCAGCAACCAGCGAGGGGGCGGAAGUGCCCUCAAGCAGCGGUGGCCCCUUGGUGACAGUGUCUGCUCCCCUGCACCAAGUGUCCCCCACGGGCCUGGAGCCCAGUCACAGCCUGCUGAGCACCGAAGCCAAGCUGGUCUCAGCAACGGGGGGCCCCUUGCCCCCUGUCAGCACCCUGACAGCGCUGCACAGCUUGGAGCAGACCUCCCCGGGCCUCAACCAACAGCCCCAGAAUCUCAUCAUGGCGUCGCUUCCCGGGGUCAUGGCCAUUGGGCCUGGUGAGCCUGCCUCCCUGGGCCCCACGUUCACCAACACGGGCGCCUCCACCCUGGUUAUUGGCCUGGCCUCCACUCAGGCACAGAGCGUGCCGGUCAUCAACAGCAUGGGCAGCAGCCUGACCACCCUGCAGCCAGUCCAGUUCUCCCAGCCGCUGCACCCUUCCUACCAGCAGCCACUCAUGCCCCCCAUGCAGAGCCAUGUGGCCCAGAGCCCCUUCAUGGCCACCAUGGCCCAGCUGCAGAGCCCCCACGCCCUCUACAGCCACAAGCCUGAGGCGGCCCAGUAUGCCCACGCGGGCCUGCUUCCACAAACCAUGCUCAUCACCGACACCGCCAACCUGAGCGCCCUGGCGAGCCUCACGCCCACCAAGCAGGUAAGGCCUGGCCCGCCCGGCCCCCUGCUCAGGCCCCUCCCCAGAGUGCAUCCAUGCGGGGCUCAGAAGGCUCCUGUGUUCCCCCAGGUCUUCACCGCAGACACCGAAGCCUCCAGUGAGCCCGGGCUUCACACGCCGGCGUCUCAGACCACCACUAUCCACAUCCCCAGCCAGGACCCCGCUGGCAUCCAGCACCUGCAGCCUGCCCACCGGCUCAGCGCCAGCCCCACCGUGUCCUCCAGCAGCCUGGUGUUGUACCAGAGCUCCGACUCCAACAACGGCCACAGCCACCUGCUGCCAUCCAACCACAGUGUCAUCGAGACCUUCAUUUCCACGCAGAUGGCUUCAUCCUCCCAGUAACCAUGGCAGC